Molecule: messenger RNA, 1252 nt
Organism: Macrobrachium nipponense
Lineage: Eukaryota; Metazoa; Arthropoda; Malacostraca; Decapoda; Palaemonidae
Exons: 5
Coding region: 51-728 (225 amino acids)
Source: RefSeq, a predicted model, not a curated record
CUAGGUACCGCCGGUCUGGGGCCUUAUCCCCGCCUUCCUUUCCCGCCAUCAUGAGGUUCCUGGUGACAUCGUGCUUGUUUGGUCUAGCACUGGCCGGCCCAUUCCCUGGGUUCCGCUACGCGUACACGAUACCUCAAGCCAAUCAACAAGUAUGGUCGCAAUUCAACGAACGCUCUGGCACCAACUAUGCCUAUGGUUACGAGUUCCCGGGACGAGUUCACCAUGAGUCAAGAGACGUGGGUGGCAAUGUCAGGGGAGUUGUUGGUUUUGUGGAUGCCAACGGAUCACCAAAUGUCUGGAAAUACAGCAGCGACCCGAAUAAUGGAUUCAGAGUUGAUACUGAAGUAGGCGAGAGCAGUCCAGAGGUACGUUCACGAGACCAAACGCCAGAGGAAGACUCUACGGCCAUCUUUUACACGGCCAAAGACGGUUCAGGGAGAGAGCAGUUCUCCGUCAACCCUCUGCUGAAGAGCGCAGUCCUCUCCCAGCACAUCUACGCCGCUGGGAGCUCCCCAUUCUCCAAAACGCCCCAAUUCUUCGUCGACCACGAGCAGGUGGAGGAAGCAGGGAGCGUGUCUGCUUUAGCAGAGCGGUUCGGCGCCGUUCCCGUAGCGGCGGUGCAUGACGUUCAGAGCAGACCUUCUCAGGCUAGUCUGGCGUCCGAGUCCUUUUCUCCCCUUCUGAAUUUCAACGAGGGUUUGUAUACGCUCGAAGUCCCCGUCCAGUAAUGUGUGGCUUUUUCUGUUAUAUGUAUUUUCAUCGUAGGUCAUCUGACAGGACCAGCUUCUUACUCUUAACUGCUUUCUCUGGUAAUGGAGGAGGACAUCAUAUUCACAGCAGAAUCUCGUGAAAUUUAGGAAGAAGAGCGAUGAUUCUCUUGACUCUUCUUCUUAGUUGGCUUUGCGGGAUUUCAGGUGCUUUCUCACGAGCGACUAUGUUUUCUGGUAUCUUUUAACGCCUUGCUGCAAUGAAAUCCCAAGACUUUCUUUUUGGUAACUAAAACUUGCAUAAAAUCUGCAAGGAGUUAACAGAUGCCCUCUUAAGCUAUCACAUCCCUCACUCCCUAAAAUAUGAAAAAGGAGCUCGUGUGACAUCGACAUAGAAGUACUACUUGGUUAAUUUUAAAUCAGAAGACAGUUGGGUACCAUGCGUCUAUAAUUAUCUCAGGUUUCCUUUGGUUUGGUGCCUGGAGCGCCACUGAACUUGUGUAUUCAAAGAAGGAAAAGUUAGAAUAUAUAUAUAUCUAUAUAUC